This is a messenger RNA of Symbiodinium pilosum, 1170 nucleotides long. NCBI's taxonomy places the organism in Eukaryota, Dinophyceae, Suessiales, Symbiodiniaceae. The record is from the annotation of a GenBank genome assembly.
AUGGAUGUCAUGGAAGACAUCCCAAUGCUGAACGGGCUUGCCCCUGAAGAGGGGAAUGUUUUGAACAAGUUCGCAAAAAUCCCGCUGGCUGCCAGUGAGCUUGCUUUCAUUCAGCAGAUUUUCGACUCGUCCCACAAGAAGGUCUACACCCGCGACCGCAAGGGUGCGAAGGUGCCCGAUCGGCUCAAGGUGGUGCGGGCCUUCCGCGUUCAAAACCUGCAGAACUGGACGGAGUUCAUGAAGAAGCAGCAGUCCAUCAAGCAGCACAUAGAGACCCUGCGCCAGAGUGGCAACAAGGGAGUCUGCAAGAACGGCCAUGAGCUUGCUCCGCUGGGAACCAGUAGAGAUAAUGGCUGGGGUUGUGAUGGGCGGAGCGAAGAGGGAGGCUGUGCUAGCAAAAUCACUGGGUUUCGGCAGACGAAGGGCAUGAACCGCUUCCGAUGUGAACGUUGUGAUUUCGAUUAUUGUGAGAAGUGCUAUCUCCUGCGGACGGGUGCAAAGGUAUGUCUGAAUGGACAUCCACUUGUGCCGCUGGGCACGACAAGGGACAAUGGCUGGACCUGCGACAAUGCUAGACUGGGCAUCGGCUGUCUCAGAGACAACAAGACCAAGGGCAUCAACAGGUAUCGCUGUGAACAGUGUGAUUUUGACUUGUGCGACCUAUGUCAUCAGAAGCACAUCGGGCAUGUGAACAACAGCAUCGAGAACCUGAAAACUUCCAGCAUGGAGUCCAUGGAGCUUCAUAGCGAAGGCUCAGAUCCGGAGACCAACACAGUGUGGCUCUUCCACGGCACCAACGACGAAGCCGCUGAAUUGAUCACAAAAGGUGAUUUUCUUGUGGACAAGGCCGGGUCCAAUGCGGGUACAUUGUACGGCCGCGGUAUCUACAUGGCCGAAAGCUGCAGCAAGUCUGAUGAAUACUCAGCUGAGAAUUCCGAGGGACUCCGCUGCAUGCUGAUCUGCAGAGCCGUGCUGGGCAACGUGCUUUACAGCGACGAAGUCGCGCCUAACGUUGACAGCUUGGUUCGGCAGUGUCGGAAUGGAAACUACCACAGCCUGUUGGGUGACCGCGAGAAAUGCCGCGGCACCUUUCGCGAAUUCAUCGUCUAUGACGAUGAUCAGGUAUAUCCUGAGAUAGCUGUGUGGUACCAGCGACUGUACGACGGUUGA